AUGAAUUAUUCUGAGUCCUCCAUUAUUAAGAAUCUUGGACCGAAUCCACUAUUCCUUGACAGUAGGCACUAUACGGCUCUCGCCUUCAUUCUUGCUGUCUGUAUACCACAGACGACUCAUGGAUCUGCCCUUCGUUAUGGAUUACUGCUCCUUCAAAUAGGCUCUGCAGUGCAGGCUUUCUUUGCACCACCGCCUCCGGUAUUAGAUGUGGCUCUUCUCUACACAUCUGGUGUGUUCAUGGGUAACAUGCUAGCGCGCUACAUUGAUCGACUAUACAUUCACACCCCAGAGACAUCAUUUUAUCGAGUUCAAAAUGUUUCAAGUUCCUCUAUCACCCCACCAAAACUCGAAGAUAUAUCCAAUACCCCACUAUCAGCGCGCAUUUUUUGGGCCUUCGAGCUCAUCAGCGUUACCCGUGGUAUCGGCUGGAACUGGCGCGUUGCCGGUAUUCCUAAGCCUUCGGUCGCAUCAACUCGAUUCCAAUUCGCUGCAUCCCAACUUCUCCGAUGGGUUGCCAUGUAUACUGGAUUGAAUCUGGUAACUUUAGCAUGUCGGACAAUUCUAUCAAACCCAAAUCCCAGCUUGAACAUCCCAGGCGAUUUGCAUAUCCACAUCCUGAUUGUCGUCGGGUUUAUUACGACAAUAUAUAGCCAUUUCGCUAUUCUCAUACUUCCGCUCUCGGCUAUCUGUGUCGGGCUUCAAGUUGGUCCUCGCUCAUGGCGAGAAGUUUCCUCCUGGCCACCGAAUUUCGGUAGUAUUACUGAAGCAUACAGCAUUCGGCGCUUUUGGGGGUAUACCUGGCAUCAGCAACUGCGACGACAGACAGGUGUACCUGGUUCUUACCUGCUUGGCUUAUUGCCGGAGAGUGUACGAGUGUCCAGACGAACCCCAGUUCGGCUUGCAAGACGAUACUUCCUGCACAUUAUGAGUUUUGUCGUUUCAGGAGCGAUUCACGCUUGCGGUACUUAUCAGGUUACACGAGCCUUCGGAACUCCACUGUGGGACGGUGGGAAGAUGAGGUAUUUCUUAGUACAGGGAGUUGCGAUUAUAAUCGAGGAUUUUGUAUGUUGGGUUCUGGGUGUUGAUGAUCGGUCUGGAGCAAAGCCUACGACAAUGCGGCGGUGGAUGGGAUAUGCGAUUACGGUCUCUUGGUAUGUAUGUACUCGUGUAUAUGUGCUGGCAAUCCCUGUGGCGCUUUCCUGUGGAAUCCGGGAUGAGAGGGAGGACAUAUAUGCUGCUUUAGAGCUGGCGCGACGAUCGGCCGCUGCGGUGCCUGGUAACUUUGUGGCGCAGGCGUGGGAGCUUUUUUUAUGA
Messenger RNA from Penicillium odoratum, 1314 nucleotides. RefSeq names its product wax synthase family protein. The record is from RefSeq and is a predicted model, not a curated record. The coding region runs from base 1 to 1314 and encodes 437 amino acids. The transcript has a single exon. Gene Ontology annotation, biological process: lipid metabolic process. Lineage: Eukaryota; Fungi; Ascomycota; Eurotiomycetes; Eurotiales; Aspergillaceae.